This is a messenger RNA of Acanthamoeba castellanii str. Neff, 1062 nucleotides long. RefSeq lists its product as uncharacterized. Lineage: Eukaryota; Discosea; Longamoebia; Acanthamoebidae. The record is from RefSeq and is a predicted model, not a curated record. Bases 1 to 1062 code for a protein of 353 amino acids. The transcript has 5 exons.
AUGUGGUAUCUCGACACCGACCAGGAAAUUAGCAUCGAAGAGGACCUGCAAUCGCCCUCGACCAAUCUCUUCCGCAAGACCGCCGACAUCGAUCUGCCGGCGAAGCUCGCCGAUGGCAGUAGGAGAGGCGUGUGCCUCUUUGGCACCGUUCCGCCGCGUAGCAUCAUGACCAUGGACAAGGUCCAGCAGUACGCCGAGAAGCUUGCCGGCACCAUCAAGAAGCUGCGGCCCGACGGCGUCAUCGUCUACGAGAUUCAGGAGGAGGAGGGUCGCGACGGCAACGAACGACCCUUCGCCUUCUCCACCACGCACCCGCCUCGCCUCUUCGCCAAGAUGCUCAACGAGUUGGCGCACGUCGAGAGCAUCGUCUACCGCACCGUCGCCUACCACGCCAAGGACAACUUCGACCAGUGGCUCAACGAGACCUGGGACGAGUACAACGCCAAGGCCCUCGUACUCGUCGGCGGCAGCACCUCGAACAUGCAGUACCCGGGUUACAAUGUGACGGAGGCUGCGGAGGUGUUGCGUGAUCAUCCCUACAACUUCGUCGCUGGUGGAAUCGUGCUUCCCGAGCGUCACAGGGACAAGCAAGACGAACACGAAAGGCUAUUCCAGAAGACCGAGUCUGGCAUUUCCUUCUUCACGUCGCAGGUGGUGUACAACGUCGACGUGGCGAUUUGGCUGCUGCGCGAUUAUGACGAGCUCUGCAAGGAGAGAGGAGUCAAGCCCGCGCGCCUCAUCUUCACGUUCGCUCCCUUCGGCAGGGCCGACACGUGCACCUUCCUCAAGUGGCUCGGCGUGGAGAUCCCCCUUGGCACCGAAAAGAGAGUCCUCUCGAGGAAGACGAGAGAGGCUGCCAUCAACGAGUCGGUGGACAUCUGCAAGGAGAACCUGAAGAGGAUCCUGUACGCCAUCGAGUUUUACCACAUCAGCGUCCCCAUUGGCAUCACCGUCGAAACGGUGAGCAAGUACUCGGACGAGUUCAAUGGGUCGCUGAAGCUGUUCAAGGUUCUGCAGCAGGAGAUGGCCUCCUUCUUCUCCAGGAAGCUGCGCUCGUCCUGA